This is a messenger RNA of Malaya genurostris, 795 nucleotides long. Its product is annotated as C-type lectin mannose-binding isoform-like. Lineage: Eukaryota; Metazoa; Arthropoda; Insecta; Diptera; Culicidae. The record is from RefSeq and is a predicted model, not a curated record. The coding region runs from base 9 to 476 and encodes 155 amino acids. Gene Ontology annotation, cellular component: external side of plasma membrane. The transcript has 2 exons. Gene Ontology annotation, biological process: biological process involved in interspecies interaction between organisms. Gene Ontology annotation, molecular function: carbohydrate binding.
AGCAGAUCAUGGACGUCGUCUUGAGAUUGUGCAUCGUUUUCAUAGUGGCUGAACAGAUUAUUUGCCUUCCGCAAAACAAGUAUCACAUUUCGACGUACACGAGCAAUUGGUUCGAAGCGGUAGAAUACUGCCAUCGGCUAGGCAUGCGACUGGCCGUCGUGGAUUCAAGCGAAAAACACGAUGCCAUCGUAAAGGCAGCUUCGGCAACGGGACUUCAGUCGACCGGAUUUUUCGGUCUCUGGUUGGGUGCAAGUGAUCUGGCCCGUAGUAAAUCAUUCGUUUGGCACGAUACCGGAGACCGGGUAACCUUCGCGAAGUGGAAGGAGGGCGAACCGAACGGUCAGAACGAGCGCUGCGUGAAUCUUUAUCACUGGCCGCUUCAAGGUUUCGAGUGGACCUGGAACAAUGCUCCGUGCGACACCAGUUUGUAUGCUAUCUGCGAAAACAGAAUCCAGUGCGCCGUUGAGCAAUUUUAGGUGGCAGAGCAUGACAUCUUCGCUUAGCUAAUGCGGAGAAUAUUUGAUGUCGGGUGUGAGUAAGAAGGAAAGAUGCUCCUUGCUCUCCAUAUGUCUAUGUCUGUCUCUUAUUUUUAAUGUGCUAAAACGUCUCGAUUUUUUUAGUGUGAGACAAACGUGAAACUUAUCGAAUAAUGAAUGGAACAGAAAGUAAACGAAGGGAGAUUCCCCAAGUUAAAUAUGUUUCUUCCAGAAAUGUUGAAUCUCAGUAGCUAAUGACAAGUGAACAUCAAUUAAACGUUUAUAAUAUACUUAAUUUAUUAUUGUUUUUAAAUAAAAG